This is a messenger RNA of Haemorhous mexicanus (house finch), 2886 nucleotides long. RefSeq names its product deoxyribonuclease 1 (gene DNASE1). Gene Ontology annotation, cellular component: nucleus. Gene Ontology annotation, biological process: DNA catabolic process. Gene Ontology annotation, molecular function: DNA nuclease activity. Lineage: Eukaryota; Metazoa; Chordata; Aves; Passeriformes; Fringillidae. The record is from RefSeq and is a predicted model, not a curated record.
ACGCCUUCCCCGUGGAUGGGAGCUGCAGCACUGCCUUUGCAGAGGGUCCUGAGGGAGCCAGCUGGGAUGGCAGCCUCGAGGCCAGUGCUGUCGCUGCUGGCGACAGCUCUCCUGCUGCACGUGGCCACCACGCUGAAGAUUGGUGCCUUCAACAUCAGAGCCUUUGGGGACACCAAGAUGGCCAACCAGACCAUCGCAAACAUCAUCGUCUCUAUCCUGUCGGAGUACGACAUCGUUCUGGUGCAGGAGGUCCGGGAUGCCGACCUGAGUGCCGUGAAUGACCUCAUGGACCAGCUCAACAGUGCUGGGGAGCGCCCAUACGACUUUUUGGUCAGCGUCCCCCUGGGUCGGGGCACCUACAAGGAGCAGUACCUCUUCAUCUACAGGUCAGACAUGGUCUCUGUGCUGGGAAGCUACUACUAUGAUGAUGGCUGCCAACCCUGUGGGACUGACACCUUCAGCAGGGAGCCCUUUAUUGCGAAGUUCUCCUCACCCACCACACAGGUGCAAGAGUUCGUGUUGGUGCCUCUGCAUUCGGAGCCCAGCCAGGCAGGACAGGAGAUCGAUGCACUCUACGAUGUCUACACCGAUGUCAUCAACAAGUGGGGGACUAACGACAUGAUCUUCCUGGGUGAUUUCAAUGCUGACUGCUCCUACGUGACCAGCUCCCAGUGGCCAUCCAUCCGCCUGCGCUCCCUCCACGCCUGUGAGUGGCUCAUCCCCGACAGCGCCGACACCACCGUGGCCGACACCGACUGCGCCUACGACCGCAUCGUUGCCUGCGGCACCGCCCUGAGCCAAGACAUUGAACCUGGCUCCGCUGUCGUCAACGACUUCCAGAAGAAAUUCCACCUCCAGAUGAAGGAUGCUUUGGCUGUCAGCGACCAUUUCCCAGUGGAGGUGACCCUGAAACUUUGGAAGGGAGGUCUCUUCAGUAUCCCCAGCAACCCCUGGUGCCCCAGGCCCUCAGCCCCCUGCCAGAGAGACAGGGAGGUCUCCAGGGCUCCUGCCAUCAAGAGACCUGCACCCAUGGGGUGCAACAAUCUUGGAAGAAUGGGGACUGUGACACUGGAAUUGUCCCUGCUGGCUGUGGCUCUCCUGUGCCCAGCCACUGCCAUGCUGCGCAUCGGUGCCUUCAACAUCCAGUCCUUCGGUGACACCAAGAUGUCCAACAAGGAAGUGGCAGAGAUCAUCAUCAAUGUCCUGCGCCGCUACGACGUGGUGCUGGUGCAGGAGGUGCGCGACUCCGACCUCAGCGCCGUCACCGAGCUCAUGGAGCAGCUCAACAGCGCCACCACAUCCCAAUAUGACUACGAGAUCAGCGGCCCCCUGGGACGGGAGAACUACAAGGAGAUGUACCUGUUUAUCUACAGGACAGACGUUGUGUCUGUGGUGGACACCUACCAAUAUGAGGACCCCCAGGAUAUCUUCAGCAGGGAGCCAUUCAUCCUGAGGGUUUCAGCACCCAGCACCAGUAAGUGGGGGAACAAGUGGCCAUGGAUUGUGGCAUGGGGUGGCCGUGGGGCUGACAUCCCUCUUCUGGCAGAAAUGAAGGAGUUUGUGCUGGUGCCCCUGCACUCAGCCCCACACGAUGCUGUCGCUGAGAUUGAUGCACUCUACGACGUCUACCUGGCCAUCAUCAACAAGUGGGGGACUGAUAACAUGAUGUUCCUGGGGGACUUCAAUGCCGACUGCUCCUACGUGCAGCCCAGCGACUGGCCAUCCAUCCGCCUGCGCACCAGUGACAUCUUCAAGUGGCUGAUACCCGACAGCGCCGACACCACCGUGGGCAAGUCAGACUGCGCCUAUGACAGGAUUGUGGUGUGUGGCAGCAAGCUGAAGAGAAGCAUCCUGUCCAACUCAGCUGGUAUCUACAAUUUCCAGCGUGCUUUCCAGCUGGACCAGGAGGAGGCCCUGGCAGUCAGUGACCACUACCCAGUCGAGGUGAAGCUGGCAGCCUGAGCUCCUCCUGCAGCCACAGACCAGGAUCCAGCUCCAGCUCCCACCACCAAUCCCCACGAAGGUGUUCCACUCAGCCCCAUCCACAAGUCCUGUGCAUGGGCUGCCCCAGAUCCCGGUCUGGAGAAGGAGGGCAGCUGGCUGUGCCCAGACCCCCCAGCCCAUCAUGAACCAGAGCUGGGGACAGGCCACCAGCCAGGACAUUGUGACCACAGACAAGCCAUGGAACAAAGCAUCCAUCUCCUACCUCAUUGAAGAUUUAUUGACAAACCUCAUUUCACGAUUAACUGUUGGACAGGAGGGCAGACAUCUGAGGACCUUCAGGCUCGGGCCAUGGUGUGUUGAGACCCUGUCCCUGUCCAUUCCUCGGGGGGCUGGGUGGGCUCUCCCUGCCCUUGGGGAAGGCAGCAGUGGUGUCAGGCACUCUACAGGCACAAAGGGAAGGGGCAGCUGGGUGGCCGUGGGAGCAGGUGGCACUGCAGGUGACUUCGCUGUGAGACCAACAGCUACUGCAGCAUUUCAGAGGGUGACUCGACCUCCCAGGGACCAGCUGGAUCCUCAGCUCUUCCUCUUCUUCAGCAUCUCCAUGUACAUGCGAAGGGACUUCUGUAUGGACUCUUUUGAGACGAAGCUGAUGAAGUUCUUGAUGUCUUCCUCCCGGUGAGCUACCAGGCGGUCCAACACCGCCUUCCUCAUCAUGGUCUUGGUGAGCUGGCGGGCAUGGUCUGCAGAGAGGACAGCAAGGAUGAGGAACACGCCCUGUUCUCACCCCUGACCAGCUCUCAAUGCCACCAAAUGCUGGUCUAAUGGGAUAGCUCACACAGCAAAGUGCUCUUGAAAGCAGCAGGGAAAGGGGUAAGAAAAACCCAUCAGCUGGGAACUGAACUGGAUAAAUUCUCAUACAAUAAAUUGUGGUUGUACUGCUCA